This is a messenger RNA of Nomascus leucogenys (northern white-cheeked gibbon), 4756 nucleotides long. RefSeq names its product tripeptidyl peptidase 2 (gene TPP2). The record is from RefSeq and is a predicted model, not a curated record. Gene Ontology annotation, biological process: proteolysis. Gene Ontology annotation, cellular component: cytosol. NCBI's taxonomy places the organism in Eukaryota, Metazoa, Chordata, Mammalia, Primates, Hylobatidae. Gene Ontology annotation, molecular function: tripeptidyl-peptidase activity; serine-type endopeptidase activity.
CCUCGCCCCCGCCUCCGGCCCGAGGCCGCACGGGUGUCCUCGCGCUGCUAGUCCGCGCGCAGCUUGGCAGUUUGCCGCUUCCUCGUCCUCCAUCCUGCGUCCAUGGCCACCGCUGCGACUGAGGAGCCCUUCCCUUUUCACGGUCUCCUGCCGAAGAAGGAGACCGGAGCCGCCUCCUUCCUCUGCCGCUACCCGGAGUAUGACGGGCGGGGGGUGCUCAUCGCUGUCCUGGACACGGGGGUCGACCCGGGGGCUCCGGGCAUGCAGGUUACAACUGAUGGAAAACCAAAAAUCGUUGAUAUCAUUGAUACAACAGGAAGUGGCGAUGUGAAUACUGCUACGGAAGUAGAGCCAAAGGAUGGUGAAAUUGUUGGCCUUUCAGGAAGAGUGCUUAAGAUUCCUGCAAGCUGGACAAAUCCCUCAGGCAAAUACCAUAUUGGCAUAAAAAAUGGCUAUGACUUCUAUCCUAAGGCUCUCAAGGAAAGGAUACAGAAAGAACGGAAGGAAAAAAUCUGGGACCCUGUUCACAGAGUGGCCCUUGCAGAAGCCUGUAGAAAACAGGAAGAAUUUGAUGUUGCCAACAACUGCUCUUCUCAAGCAAAUAAACUAAUCAAGGAGGAACUUCAAAGUCAAGUGGAAUUGCUAAAUUCUUUUGAGAAGAAAUACAGCAAUCCUGGCCCUGUAUAUGACUGCUUGGUAUGGCAUGAUGGCGAAGUCUGGAGAGCCUGCAUUGAUUCUAAUGAAGAUGGGGACUUGAGUAAGUCUACCGUGUUGAGAAACUACAAAGAAGCCCAAGAAUAUGGCUCUUUUGGCACAGCUGAGAUGUUGAAUUACUCCGUUAAUAUAUACGAUGAUGGAAACCUGCUCUCCAUUGUGACCAGCGGAGCUCCUGGUGCUCAAAUCAUCAAGAUUGGUGAUACAAGACUAAGCACAAUGGAAACAGGCACAGGCCUCAUAAGAGCUAUGAUAGAAGUUAUAAAUCAUAAGUGUGACCUUGUCAACUACAGUUACGGAGAAGCAACUCACUGGCCAAAUUCUGGGAGAAUUUGUGAAGUAAUUAAUGAAGCAGUAUGGAAGCAUAAUAUAAUUUAUGUUUCAAGUGCUGGAAAUAAUGGUCCAUGCCUGUCUACAGUUGGUUGUCCAGGUGGAACUACAUCAAGUGUGAUAGGUGUUGGUGCUUAUGUUUCUCCUGAUAUGAUGGUUGCUGAGUAUUCACUGAGAGAGAAAUUACCUGCAAAUCAAUAUACUUGGUCUUCUAGAGGACCUAGUGCUGACGGGGCCCUUGGUGUGAGUAUCAGUGCACCAGGAGGAGCCAUUGCUUCCGUUCCUAACUGGACACUGAGAGGGACGCAGCUAAUGAAUGGAACAUCUAUGUCUUCCCCCAAUGCAUGUGGAGGCAUUGCCCUGAUCCUUUCAGGUCUGAAAGCUAAUAACAUUGACUACACAGUUCAUUCAGUCAGAAGAGCUCUAGAAAACACUGCAGUGAAGGCUGACAAUAUCGAAGUAUUUGCUCAAGGACAUGGUAUUAUUCAGGUUGAUAGAGCCUAUGACUACCUCGUUCAGAAUACAUCAUUUGCUAAUAAAUUAGGUUUUACUGUUACUGUUGGAAAUAACCGUGGCAUCUACCUCCGAGAUCCUGUUCAGGUGGCUGCACCUUCAGAUCAUGGCGUUGGCAUUGAACCUGUAUUUCCAGAGAACACAGAAAACUCUGAAAAAAUAUCCCUUCAGCUUCAUUUAGCUCUGACUUCAAAUUCAUCUUGGGUUCAGUGUCCCAGCCAUUUGGAACUCAUGAAUCAAUGUAGACACAUAAACAUACGUGUGGAUCCCAGGGGCCUAAGAGAAGGAUUGCAUUAUACAGAGGUAUGUGGCUAUGAUAUAGCAUCCCCUAACGCAGGUCCGCUCUUCAGAGUUCCUAUCACUGCAGUUAUAGCAGCAAAAGUAAAUGAAUCAUCACAUUAUGAUCUAGCCUUUACAGAUGUACACUUUAAACCUGGUCAAAUUCGAAGGCAUUUUAUUGAGGUUCCUGAGGGUGCAACAUGGGCUGAAGUGACAGUGUGUUCGUGUUCUUCUGAGGUGUCAGCAAAGUUUGUUCUACAUGCGGUCCAGCUUGUGAAGCAAAGAGCAUAUCGAAGCCAUGAAUUCUAUAAGUUUUGUUCUCUUCCAGAGAAAGGAACACUGACUGAAGCUUUUCCUGUCCUAGGUGGAAAAGCAAUUGAAUUUUGCAUUGCUCGUUGGUGGGCAAGUCUCAGUGAUGUCAACAUUGAUUAUACCAUUUCUUUCCAUGGGAUAGUGUGUACUGCUCCUCAGUUAAACAUUCAUGCAUCGGAAGGAAUCAACCGUUUUGAUGUUCAGUCCUCCUUGAAAUACGAAGAUCUGGCUCCCUGCAUAACUUUGAAGAACUGGGUCCAAACACUACGCCCAGUGAGUGCAAAAACAAAACCUUUAGGAUCAAGAGAUGUCUUGCCAAAUAACCGUCAGCUUUAUGAGAUGGUCCUGACAUAUAACUUUCAUCAGCCCAAGAGUGGGGAAGUAACUCCAAGCUGCCCACUACUUUGUGAACUAUUAUAUGAAUCUGAAUUUGACAGCCAACUGUGGAUUAUUUUUGACCAGAACAAAAGACAGAUGGGUUCAGGUGAUGCCUAUCCACAUCAGUAUUCUUUGAAACUGGAGAAAGGAGAUUAUACAAUUCGACUGCAGAUUCGCCAUGAGCAAAUCAGUGAUUUGGAACGCCUUAAAGACCUUCCAUUUAUUGUUUCUCAUAGAUUGUCUAAUACCUUGAGCUUAGAUAUUCAUGAAAAUCAUAGUUUUGCACUUCUAGGGAAGAAGAAAUCAAACAAUUUGACAUUACCACCCAAAUAUAACCAGCCAUUCUUUGUUACUUCCUUACCUGACGAUAAAAUACCUAAAGGAGCAGGACCUGGAUGCUAUCUUGCAGGAUCCUUAACAUUGUCAAAGACUGAACUAGGAAAGAAAGCUGAUGUAAUCCCUGUUCAUUACUACUUAAUACCUCCACCAACAAAGACUAAGAAUGGCAGCAAAGAUAAGGAAAAAGAUUCAGAAAAAGAGAAAGAUUUAAAAGAAGAGUUUACUGAAGCAUUACGAGAUCUUAAAAUUCAGUGGAUGACAAAGCUGGAUUCUAGUGACAUUUAUAACGAAUUGAAAGAAACAUAUCCUAAUUAUCUUCCUCUGUACGUUGCACGACUUCAUCAAUUGGAUGCUGAAAAGGAACGAAUGAAAAGACUUAAUGAAAUUGUUGACGCGGCAAAUGCUGUUAUUUCUCAUAUAGAUCAAACAGCCCUAGCAGUUUAUAUUGCAAUGAAGACUGAUCCCAGGCCUGAUGCAGCUACUAUAAAAAAGUUGCCUUCUGAUUUCUGCAUCAUUCCAGCCCUUCUCUGGGCAGCCAGGAUCCAUCAGGCAGCAUUUGCCGAGUCUGCCCUGCAGACUCUGGCCGAGCGACGGAUGAAAGGAGUGCUCAGACACAGUGACAUGGACAAACAAAAAUCCACCCUUGUAGAUGCCCUUUGUAGGAAAGGUUGUGCCCUGGCAGACCAUCUUCUUCACACCCAGGCUCAAGAUGGAGCCAUUUCCACCGAUGCAGAAGGAAAGGAGGAGGAAGGAGAAAGUCCUUUGGAUUCUCUGGCAGAAACAUUUUGGGAAACUACUAAAUGGACUGAUCUCUUUGACAAUAAGGUUUUGACAUUUGCAUAUAAACAUGCAUUAGUAAAUAAAAUGUAUGGGAGAGGCCUUAAAUUUGCAACUAAACUUGUGGAAGAAAAACCAACAAAAGAAAACUGGAAAAAUUGUAUUCAACUGAUGAAGUUACUUGGAUGGACCCAUUGUGCAUCUUUUACUGAAAACUGGCUUCCCAUCAUGUAUCCUCCUGAUUAUUGCGUAUUCUAAAAUAGGAAACAAGACUUUAAAUUUUAAAAAAGGAAGUUUUAUAGUGAAUGGAUAUAAAAACAAACUUGUGGCAUUUUUAGUCUAAUGCAUGUUUUCAUCCACUAUCCAAUACUGAUUAUUAAAAUGACAUGUAUUUAUCAGAGAAUUCACUGAUGUGUGGCUUAAUACAUGUAAAUCUAGACCUCUGACAUCAUGGUGUUUUCUUAAUGCCUCACAUUGCUGGCACAGGGAUGUGCCCUGCCUGCCAGCACCUAGGACUUCGAGUUGGGUUGCAGCUUAUGACAUGCAUGAUAGGUUUUGGAAGGUAACUUUUAACGGCAAACCUGUAAAGUUCUAUUUUUUAUUUUAUAAAUGAACAGGGUUUUAACAUGCUCAACUUUAAUUUUUUUUCAAUUGUAUGAAGGCCUUAAAAAAGCUACAUUAAGCGUAGCUAAAAUUAUUUAUUGGAAUAAAAACUAACAGAACUUCAUUUCCAGAUUUUUUUUUUUUUUUUUUUUUGGCAAAUGUUUACAUUCAAUUAAGGGGAAAAAAUAAAACCAGCACAAAUGAGUGGCAAUUGCUGGAGCAUAACUGCUUCAAUAAAUCUUCAUCUUGGGGUAAUUACAGGCAAGUCAUUUUCACAUCCUCUUGAAGUUCAGAGCAUCAGAAUGAACUCUAUGAAUACAUGUGUAAGUGCCAGACAGCUGAAUCUUUAUCAGGUAUUGUAAAGAUACACAUAUGAUAUGUUUAUUAAAAUUGAAAUCAUGUAAAACACGUGAAUAAAUUUGCAAAACCAAGAUCACAGUACACCAUAUGCACUCUGGUACCUUAAUUUUUUUUUUAUAAAUAAUAAAAGUGAAUAUUGAAGCUUCUUAAA